Messenger RNA from Eruca vesicaria subsp. sativa (arugula), 1057 nucleotides. Lineage: Eukaryota; Viridiplantae; Streptophyta; Magnoliopsida; Brassicales; Brassicaceae. The record is from the annotation of a GenBank genome assembly.
UACAAAUCUCAUGCCUCCAAAUGCUUUAUCUCACAUUAUUUUUUUUGUAUAUGUACAGGUUGGUCGCCAGAGACAAUGGUCUUCCCCCCGCAGCACCUCUUCUAAGAGGUUAUGCUAAGGUGGAACCCAUAACCAUAGCUGAGCUCAACAGUUUUAUCAUGACUUCUCCAUCCCGGGUUAUUGAUUUCAUCUGCACUGGGCAAGUGACUCACAUUGACGUUGAGAAAGGUUGGUGUUACGUUGCGUGCUCUGUGUGUGCUAAAAAACUGGAACGCAUUGUCUCUUCUUUCACCUGUAGGGAGUGUGACACUUCUCAUGCUGUUGGCUCUCUCCGCUAUCGUGUUGAGAUGUCCAUAUCGGAUAAUAGUGGAGAGGGUGUGUUCGUAUGUUUUGAUGGUGUCAUGUCAAAGUUGCUUAGCCUCAAAGCUGCCGAUGUAGCUCAGAUGCUGGCUGCAGAUGAUGUAAACCCAGAAGAAACACAGCUGCCUGAGAUCAUUGGAGAUAUGGCCGGGAAGAUAUACACUUUCCAAGUUAGGGUCAGUGCGUAUAACUUCACUCCUAACCACAAGACGUUCACUAUCACGCGUAUCAUCAGCGAGGGUGAACGUGUUCCACAGCCGGACUUCUGCAACAAUGGAGGCAACAAUGGUGAAGGAGACAAUAACACUGGCGGCGAAGUGGGUCCUGUUAAUGUGGAGAUUGGAGCGAGCACCAGCAAGACGGACCCUCAUGUUGCAGGAACUUACACUGAUGAUGCGCCUGAACAGCUGGGAAGCUCCAGCCUUGAGGUGGUGAAGAAGGCCCGUAUCGCUUAGUUUGGAGUAUGGUUGAACUGGGUCUUUGGUUUUUUAAAGUACUAUUUUCUGCAUGGUUUUAUGUUUUAUUAAAGACACUCUCUAAGACAUUUACAGUGACUGGUGUGUUCUAUCGUUGUUUCCGAGUUUUUGCAACUUUUAAUAUUUCAAAUAAAGUCCCAUUUGGUACAAGUUUCGUUGCAAUACAUUUCUUAUUGGAAUCUAAUAGUUCCUGUACCAAUGAUUGCAUUAAUUUUUUUUUU